Messenger RNA from Symsagittifera roscoffensis, 663 nucleotides. RefSeq lists its product as uncharacterized. The transcript is spliced from 4 exons. NCBI's taxonomy places the organism in Eukaryota, Metazoa, Xenacoelomorpha, Acoela, Convolutidae. The record is from RefSeq and is a predicted model, not a curated record. Bases 57 to 575 code for a protein of 172 amino acids.
CAGACCUCAUCGAACCGUUGCUAGAUUUUCGACUAAGCGCAGUUUUAAAUUCAGAUAUGUCUGAUUUGGGAGAGAAUACAGAUCCUCCGUCUAAUGACAGGGCUAAAGUAGCUAUUGCCUUCUCUAUUGUCGCUAUUUCGUUCGUGGGAGCUGUAUUUAUAAUAUGGAUCAUUAACUCGCGCAAUAAACUCAUUUUGAUGAAGAAGCUAAAACGGAUUUGUUGCUUAUGGAGAAAUAUUCUGAGAAGUGAGAAUGAUACAGUUCAAGAUGAAAGUCAUACCACUGCUUCUGAUGCGAUAAGCGUCAUCAGCAAGCUCAGCUACUCUGUUCCUAUGAACUCAAAAAAUAACGAAGGAGUUGAGAAAACAUUCCAAGUAGACGAUGUAAAACCAUCAUUUACCUUGGACACCGUCAACGAAGUCGAAGAGGAACCAGUGGCCAAACAAACAGGCAGUUCAGAUAAAUUAGAAUCUAGCUGCAGCUCGUCACCAUUUAGGUCAACAAGUGUCAACCAGAAGAAACUUCUGCAAAUCGUGACAAUCGCGGUGAAUCAAAUUCAGACUCGACAGCAGUGAUGCUACUUGAGAGCAAAGAAGAAAACAAAAUGGCAAGAACUAAAAUUAUACCGCCGUGACUCAUUAUUAUUAACAUUUUAAUCUCAAC